Lodderomyces oxycetoniae is the source of this 906-nucleotide messenger RNA. RefSeq names its product porphobilinogen synthase (gene HEM2). NCBI's taxonomy places the organism in Eukaryota, Fungi, Ascomycota, Pichiomycetes, Serinales, Debaryomycetaceae. Gene Ontology annotation, biological process: heme biosynthetic process. Bases 1 to 906 code for a protein of 301 amino acids. The transcript has a single exon. Gene Ontology annotation, cellular component: cytosol. The record is from RefSeq and is a predicted model, not a curated record. Gene Ontology annotation, molecular function: zinc ion binding; porphobilinogen synthase activity.
AUGUUCAUAUUCCCGCUAUUUGUUUCCGAUGAUCCAGAUGAAGAAACACCGAUACCUUCAUUACCAAAUAUCAAGAGGUUUGGAGUCAACAAGUUGAUACCGUAUGUUGAUACUUUGGUGAAAAAAGGACUUAGAGCAGUGAUUUUGUUUGGUGUGAUUUUAAAAAAAGGGGUCAAAGAUGAUAUAGGUAGUGCCGCUGAUGAUCCAGAAGGUCCAGUGAUAUCAAGUAUUAAAUUGUUGAGAAUAAAUUUUCCCGAUUUGUUCAUAAUGUGUGAUGUUUGUCUCUGCGAAUAUACGGAUCAUGGCCACUGUGGUGUUUUGAACGAAGAUGGCUCUUUGAAAAGAGAAUCAUCCGUACGGAGAAUCGCUGCUGUCGCUGUUAACUAUGCAAAGGCCGGGGCUCACUCAGUUGCGCCUUCAGAUAUGAUGGACGGUAGAAUUAAGGAUAUUAAAUUGGGAUUGAUAGAAGCCGGAUUAGCCCACAGAUGUCUCGUUAUGUCGUAUGCUGCAAAAUUCUCGGGAAAUUUGUAUGGACCGUUUAGAGAUGCCGCCGGUUCGGCACCAAGUCUUGGAGACAGAAAAGCGUACCAGUUGCCACCUGGGGGUGCUGGCUUGGCCAGAAGAGCUUUGUUGAGAGAUAUGCAGGAAGGAGCUGAUGCUAUUAUAGUUAAACCGUCUACAUUCUAUUUGGACAUUGUAAGUGAUGCAAGUAAAUUGUGUCGAAAUUAUCCAGUAUGUGCCUAUCAUGUUAGUGGAGAGUAUGCUAUGUUACAUGCAGCUGCAGAAAAGGGUGUUGUUGACUUGAAAGGCAUUGCGUUUGAGGCACACCAAGGAUUGGUUAGAGCUGGCGCUAGGUUGAUUAUAAGUUAUUUCACCCCUGAAUUUUUGGAGUGGUUGCAAGUGUAA